AUGAUGAUCUCAAAGGUUGUUAAACCACAAUAUUUGAUUAGACACUUUAGUACAGUUGGAGGUAAAGUACCAACUACACCAACACCAGAGUUCCCAGGUGAAUACCGUGAACCAAAGGUCAAGACUGUUAUCCCAGGUCCACAAUCACUCGACCUCUACAAAAAGUUGAAUGCAGUACAAGACCCACGUGCCACUCAUUUCUUUGCCGACUAUAGCAACUCGCGUGGCAACUAUAUCGCCGACGUCGAUGGUAAUAUCUUGUUGGAUUUGUACUGUCAAAUUGCUUCGAUCCCCAUUGGUUACAACAACCCCGAAUUGAUCAAGGCUGCCAAGUCUGACAAGUGGAUCUCGGCCAUUAUCAACCGUCCCUCACUCGGUGUGCUGCCACCCAAGGAAUGGCCAUCGAUCAUUCAAAACUCGUUUAUGGCCGUCGCACCCAAAGGUCUGCACAAUUACCCCCUCGCCGCACACGAAAAGGAGAAUCGUGCCGAGGAAGACCGUUGUCUCGCCGAGGUUGAGCAUCUCAUCAAGACGUGGCACAUCCCCGUCGCCGGUCUCAUCGUCGAGCCCAUUCAAGCCGAGGGUGGUGACAACUGGGCCACCCCAUACUUUUUCCAACAAUUGCGUGACCUCACCAAGCGUCACGGCGUCUCGAUGAUCGUCGACGAGGUGCAGACCGGUAUGGGUGCCACCGGCAAGUUCUGGGCACACGACCACUGGAACCUCUCUUCGCCACCCGACAUUGUCACCUUUUCCAAAAAGAUGCAAGCCGCCGGCUUCUACCACAACAUUGAGUUCCGUCCCUCCGAGAGCUACAGAAACUUCAACACCUGGAUGGGUGACCCCUUGCGUGCCCUCGAGCUCGAGGUUGUCGUCGAACAAAUCAAAAAGAACCACCUCCUCGACAAUGUCGCCAUCACUGGCAAGUACCUCAAGGACGGCUUGGACGAAUUCCAAACACGUUUCCCACACCUCCUCCGCAAUGUCAGAGGUCUCGGCACUUUCUUGGCUUUCGACCUCCCAUCACCACAAAUCAGAGACCAAAUCGUCAACUCGCUCCGUGCCAAGGGUGUCGAGACUGGUGGUUGUGGUACCGAAGCCAUUAGAAUGAGACCAAUGUUGAUUUGUCAACCAAAUCAUAUCAAUCAAUUCUUUGAUCGUUUUGAUACUACUUUAAAGGAAAUCAAGAAAUAA
Cavenderia fasciculata is the source of this 1194-nucleotide messenger RNA. It is a transcript of the gene gabT, whose product is annotated as 4-aminobutyrate transaminase. The transcript has 3 exons. Gene Ontology annotation, cellular component: mitochondrion. The coding region runs from base 1 to 1194 and encodes 397 amino acids. Gene Ontology annotation, biological process: GABA catabolic process. The record is from RefSeq and is a predicted model, not a curated record. Gene Ontology annotation, molecular function: pyridoxal phosphate binding. Lineage: Eukaryota; Evosea; Eumycetozoa; Acytosteliales; Cavenderiaceae.